AUGUCGAAGCGCGACCUCCACAUGCAGCCGCGCAUGGUAAAGAAGGGGCCUUUCUCGAUUGAGGCCCCUGGCUAUGAGCCCGUCGACGGCGAGACAAUCCCGCGUCGGCACCCCGCGGCCAAGGACGGCCUGGUACUGCGCCCUUCCGAAGAUGUGACGACCACCUACGAGAACUUCCGCCGCUCCGCCCGCGUGUUCGGGAACUCCAAGGCCGUCGGCAGCCGUCGCUUGAUUAAGACCCACGUCGAGAACAAGAAGGUCAAGAAGAUCGUGGAUGGCGUGGAGCAGGAGGUCGAUAAGCAAUGGACUUACUUCGAAAUGAGCGGUUACACGUACAAGAGCUUCCUCGAGUACGAGAAGCUGUGCUUGGAGCUGGGUUGCGGUCUCCGCAAGCUCGGCCUUGAGAAGAACAGCCGAAUUCACUUGUACGGCGCGACGAGUGCACACUGGCUAGCGAUGUCCCACGGUGCUGCCUCCCAGUCCGUGACCAUUGUGACCGCGUACGAUACCCUCGGCGAAGAGGGCCUGAAGCACUCUCUCGUCCAGACCGGCAGCACUGCCAUCUUCCUCGACCCCAGCCUGUUGAAGUCUCUCAUCAAUAUCCUCCGCAACGUACCCUCGAUCAAGCACAUUAUCUACAACACCGACAACGAGGUGGACCAGAAGCUGCUUGACCAGCUGCACAGCGAGUUCAUUCACCUUAACGUCAUCAGCAUUGAGGAGCUGCGCAAGCAGGGCGAGGAAAACAACGUGGAGCCUGUUCCCCCCACGCCAGAGGACCUCUGCUGCAUCAUGUACACCUCGGGCUCUACAGGCCCACCUAAGGGUGUUCCCCUCACUCACGCCAAUGUGAUUGCUGCCACCGCCGGUGUGAACGAGAUCGUUGGUCCCUACAUCAACCACAAAGACUCAUUGCUGACAUACCUGCCCCAAUCCCACAUCUUGGAAUUCAUGUUCGAGAACCUUUGCUUGUUCUGGGGUGGUACUAUGGGUUACGGUAACCCCCGCACCUUGUCCGAUGCCUCCAUGCGCAACUGCCAGGGUGAUAUCAAGGAAUUCAAGCCUACUGUUCUGGUCGGUGUCCCAGCCGUGUGGGAGUCCGUGAAGAAGGGCGUUUUGAACAACCUGAACAAGGCCAACUUCAUCGUCAAGGGAAUGUUCUGGGGUGCCAUGUCGGCCAAGAACUUCUUGAUGGCCACUGGUAUUCCUGGCUCGGGCAUUGGUGCCUCCAUCCUGGACGCCGUGGUAUUCAAGAAGCUGAAGGAAGCAACUGGUGGCAACCUUCGCAUCGUGAUGAACGGUGGUGGCCCAGUCUCCAAGGAGACACAGCGCUUCUUGUCCAUGGCUGUCGCCCCCAUGAUCAGUGGCUACGGUCUGACUGAGACAUCUGCGAUGGGUGCCCUGAACGACCCUAUGGCAUGGAACCCUAACGCCCUGGGCGAGAUUCCCGCCUCCGUCGAGAUCAAGCUUGUCGACUUCCCCGAUGCCGGCUACCUGACCAAGAACAAACCCCCUCAGGGUGAGAUCUUCAUCCGCGGUGGCAGUGUGACAUCAGGCUACUACGACAACGAGGAGGAGACCAAGGCUUCUUUGACCGAAGACGGUUGGUUCAUGACUGGUGACAUUGGCGAGUUCGACAGCAAUGGUCACCUGAACAUCAUUGACCGCAAGAAGAACUUGGUGAAGACACUAAACGGUGAAUACAUCGCUCUCGAGAAGCUCGAGUCGGUCUACCGCUCGUCUCCUGUGGUUGGUAACAUCUGCGUCUACGCCGCGGAAGACCAGGACAAGCCUAUUGCUAUCAUCGUUCCCGUCGAGGUGGCCUUGAAGAAGAUUGCCAAUGACAACGGUAUCGAGGGUGAUACUCUUGAGACUCUCGUCCACAACGACAAGCUGAACAGGAUCGUCCUCCAGCAGCUUCAAUCCGCUGGCCGUGCUGGUGGUCUGAAGGGUAUUGAGAUCAUUAAUGGUGUUGUGCUGUCUGACGAGGAGUGGACCCCACAGAACGGCUUCAUGACCGCUGCUCAAAAACUCCAGCGCAAGAAGAUUCUCAACCACUACCAGUCCGACAUCAACAAGGCUUACGGCAAGAAAUAA
Penicillium olsonii is the source of this 2097-nucleotide messenger RNA. The record is from the annotation of a GenBank genome assembly. NCBI's taxonomy places the organism in Eukaryota, Fungi, Ascomycota, Eurotiomycetes, Eurotiales, Aspergillaceae.